This is a messenger RNA of Lodderomyces beijingensis, 219 nucleotides long. Lineage: Eukaryota; Fungi; Ascomycota; Pichiomycetes; Serinales; Debaryomycetaceae. The record is from the annotation of a GenBank genome assembly.
AUGGCAGGCAAUCAACUUCCACGUCACGUUCGCGUUACUGACGCAGUCCACAGAUUAGCAGUGUUGGGACUAGUGGGUUUCUGCGUGGUUGGCACGGGGAGCAUCGUGUUCAACGUAUGGGCCAACUCGGACUAUGCGCCUUGGAACAAGGAGAAACUCAAAUUCGAGCAGGAGCAGUAUCACGAGGCGAGACAAGCGGAUAAAUCUAAACCUGAAUGA